Messenger RNA from Olea europaea var. sylvestris, 1193 nucleotides. RefSeq names its product annexin D8-like. Gene Ontology annotation, molecular function: calcium ion binding; calcium-dependent phospholipid binding. Bases 43 to 996 code for a protein of 317 amino acids. Gene Ontology annotation, cellular component: cytoplasm. The record is from RefSeq and is a predicted model, not a curated record. The transcript has 4 exons. NCBI's taxonomy places the organism in Eukaryota, Viridiplantae, Streptophyta, Magnoliopsida, Lamiales, Oleaceae.
AUUUCCAUUCAAUGGUCUUCGAGCACCAUAAGUUCCAUAACAAUGACAUUUUCAAGAAGUGAGAGCUGUGAGAAUAGAUGCAAAGAGAUUCAUAAAUAUUUGGGGGAUGUAGUUUUUCUAAUUCAAAAUCUGGCUAGUCUUAGCCAAACUGAAUGCAAGAAAAUCAGAGACACAUACACAGAAAUUUAUGGGGAGGAUCUUGUUCAAAUUCUUGGAAGCACAGCAAUGGCUGGCCAAGAAUCUUCAAGGACAUGUGCAGCCUUGUCCAGUCUGAUGCUUAAUCCACACGAACGCGAUGCAGAGGUGGCAAGAGAGGCGCUUAAUGAGCCAAUCAAUUUUAAAGCUCUAGUCGAAAUAUUUACAUGCCGAAAAUCAAGCCAUGUUCUUCUCUUACUUCAAGCUUAUCGAACAAGAUUUAGGAGGCAAUUGGAUCAAGAUAUUGCAAAGAUUGAGCCUCCCAACCCAUAUCAGAAGAUAUUGAUGGCAUUGUCUGCAUCACACAAAGCACACAGUGCUGAUAUUAGCCAACACAUUGCCAAGUGCGACGCAAAGAGACUUCAUCAAACAGGAGAGGGAAAAUCAGGAGCCAUUGAUGAAUCUGUAGUUAUAGAGAUCCUCAGUAAAAGGAGCAUUGCACAGCUCAAACUAACAUUUUCCACCUAUAACCAUAUUUAUGGGCACACUUAUACAAGUUUUCUGAAAAAUGAAAAGUUUGGAGAGUUUGAAGAUGCAGUGAGAAUGGUGACGAAAUUCAUAUGCAAUCCGCCAAAGCAGUAUGCCAAGACGUUGUAUACAUGCUUAAAGGGCACGACAACUGAUAAGGGAGCUUUGAUACGAAUUAUGAUGAGCCGAGCCGAGGUCGACAUGGACGAAAUUCAGAAAGUCUUCAAGAAGAAAUAUGGUAUGGAAUUGAAAAGUGCCAUAUACGAUAGUGUUCCAGCUGGGAAUCACAGAGACCUUCUUGUUGCAUUGGCCACAAAGGUCUCCCUAGAUUGAUGAAUAAAGAGCACAUCUUCAAAAUUUCUAGCCUUAAAAUUAAUAUAGCCUGGUAAAAUUCUAUAUUUGAUUCAUAGUGAUCCAUCAAGACCAACAUGGAAUCUCAAUCUUUGAACUCGUGGCAAUAGAAACAUUAUUAGACUAAAAGUAAAGAAGUUUUAUAUAACUAAAAUAUUAAGAGUUUGAAAUGUGUUAUA